Molecule: messenger RNA, 996 nt
Organism: Sabethes cyaneus
Lineage: Eukaryota; Metazoa; Arthropoda; Insecta; Diptera; Culicidae
Product: glyoxal reductase-like
Exons: 6
Coding region: 107-985 (292 amino acids)
Molecular function (GO): oxidoreductase activity
Source: RefSeq, a predicted model, not a curated record
CGAUCGCAAACAGUAUCACUUCAUUGCUUGCCGAUUGUGUGCGGUAUUCCGAGUUUUGGUGUGUGAUUUAAUUCGAAAGCAAAGUUAUUCAAGUUUUCAGUGAAUAAUGAAUCUAAAGUUCAAGCUCAAUUCAGGUUACAGUAUUCCAUUGAUUGGCCUCGGUACGUACCAAAUUCGCGGCAACCAUUUGAUCUACGAGUCGUUGGAUUACGCGCUGAAGGCCGGCUAUCGACACAUCGACACUGCCGUCGUUUACCGCAACGAGGAGCAUAUAGGACGGGCCCUGAAGACUCUGCUUCCAAAGUACAAUUUACAGCGGGAAGAUAUCUUCAUUACUUCUAAGCUGAUAUCCCAAGUCAACAAAGGCGAAGAAUUCGUAGAGGAACUGGUACAUAAGUCAUUGGCCAAUUUACAAACAGAAUAUAUUGACCUUUACCUCAUUCAUUGGCCCGGCGUUAACGGUCUUCAGGUGUCCCAUCCAGAAAAUGCCCAAUAUCGGAAGCGCACAUGGAAUGUGCUUUGCAAACUGCACCGAGAGGGAAAGUGUCGAUCGAUCGGCGUUUCCAACUAUAUGGUUAACCACUUACGCGAACUGUUAGACGAUUGCAAUGGUGUUAAACCGGCUGUAAAUCAGGUUGAGUGGCACCCGCACCUGUUCCGGCUGGAGCUGCUCGAACUGUGCCGCUCGGAAGGUAUAUUUCUGCAAGCAUACUCGUCGCUCGGUACGUCCGUUUGUAGUGAUUUGCGGAACGAUCCGGUGGUUGCCGACAUUGCCACUCGCCUGCAUCGUUCACCGGCACAGAUUCUGCUGCGCUGGGCGGUACAACGGAACGUCGGCAUUUUGCCUAAGGCUCGAUCGCAGGAUCACAUUGAGGAAAAUAUUGCGCUAGACUUUGAAAUUCCGGCGGAAGAUAUGGAGCAGUUGGAUGGUUUGAAAGACACCAGUGGUGCGAGGUACUCGUGGGAUCCUGAUACGGUCGUUUAGAGCUCGGCUAU